UGAUCGUGUAAGGGCCACAAUAAGAGUACAUUAAUCCUUAUUUAGCUUCUAUUACCGUGUUGAUUGAGCGCUUUUCUAUACAUAUUUUUUAAAUAAUACUCUAGUGAACCUUUCAGCAUAAGGAAUGAAAUUUUAUUCUAAUAUUAUUAUAUCCGGAAUUUAUCUGAAUGCUGAUAUUUUGGAUGGAGUUUAUCAGUUUUGAAAAUAUUUGUCGAUGUUGUUUAAGCAACACCGAGGAUUUUUCUUCAAUCUUCGAAAUCUACAACGAUUAUUAUAUGCCAAAAGUAAUCAAUGUUUGCACAGGAUUAUCGAUUCACCAAAAUGAUGGACUACCCGGCGUGGUAUGUCAGUCAUGUCUGCUGAAACUAGUCACUGCUUAUGAAACCCGACGCCUUUUCAUUCGAUCAAAUAAUCAUUUGAAAGAGCAACUGAAUCAUUUGAAGCUAUCUGAACAGGAGAUAUUGAUAGAACUCAGUACUACUGCUGAGAAAUGCAUAGCAGCUUCUGCAGACAAUGCCGAACUAUUACCAUCGGUUGAGAAUAUACUUGACGAAGCACCAAUAACAACCUGGGAUAACGAAAUAAAUUUGCACAUUGAGCAACUGCAGGAUGGUACCAACGAAUUGGCGGCGAAUGUUGAGGAUUGUUUAGAUGAGUUAAUAAUUGAAAAAUACGAAAAUUUAGAAAAGAAUGGUUACAACUUUCCGGUGGUCGAAUCAACAGUUGAGGAUGUUAAAAAUGAUCAAGAAUCACUUGAUUUUCCCAUGAAAGUUGAAAGCAGUUCCCUAUUUGUAAACGAAGAAGAGCAAUGUUCGGAAACAGAUUUUCCAUCUUACUCAGAUGGAAAUGAAGAUGCAAAAGAAGUUGAUUGCAAGGAGGAAGCGACUUCUGCUGAAACCAACGUGAAGGAUGUCCCGCAAAACUGUUCUAUUUGCGGCAAAACCUAUCGAAAUGGACGUCUUUUACAGAGACAUAUUCAAUAUCACAAUACUAACAAGAGUGAUUGUCCCAUAUGUUCCAGAAGUUUUACACAUACUAGUAACCUAAAACGGCACCUGCAGUCCCACAAACCGCCCGUGGAAGGAUUUACUUGUUCAAUAUGUUCACGAAAUUUCGAAAAAGGAGCUCAACUGUACGAUCAUUUGAAGCUACACAAACCGGCUCUUGAUGAGUCAACCUCCUAUACAAUGCAUUGUGAUAGUUGCGGAAUGGAAACAACUUCGUUUGCUGGUUUUGUAGCACAUAUGGCCGAAGAACAUGGUGUACCGAAAGAGAAGGUGAAAGCCUUCCAAUGUCAUCUUUGUACCCUACGUUUUGUUUCUAAACAAGGCAUGGUUAGGCAUAUUCAGAGUGUCCAUGAAAACAUAAAACCAGUACAGAAGUGCUCCUCGAAAAAAUUUCUCUGCACCGAAUGCGGCAAAUGUUUUCAGCGAAUGCGUCACUUAGAAGCGCACACCAACUCGCACAAUGGCCUAAAGCCGUAUGUUUGCGAUUGUGGUCUAUCGUUUGCCCAACAAUCGGGACUGAAUCUUCACAUCCGGUCGAAGCAUGAAAAUCGCAGGUCAUAUCAGUGUAAAAUCUGCAACAAAUCUUUUGCUCAAUCCACACAUUUGAAACAUCAUGAGUUGAUUCACAGUAAUCGUAAGGAACACGAAUGCACGGUUUGCAAACAUCGUUUUCGAGUGAAGAGUAAUCUUGUGGCUCACAUGCGGAUCCACCGGAAACGGCCGUACUGCUGCAGUGAUUGUGGUCGAGAGUUUAUGCAGGGUUCAAAACUAGAACAGCACAUGCUAACAGAACAUGAAGCAGGUUAGCACGUCUGAACAAGUGCAACGUUCAGAACGAUUUGAUGCCAAAGAUAUACCGAAAAAAUCGGGUUUAAUUUAUAUACUUUUAGGUGUGCAAGAUAAAGCUAAAUUUGAACAAAAGUAAACAUUAUUCGAUUAAAUAUU
Malaya genurostris is the source of this 1952-nucleotide messenger RNA. Its product is annotated as zinc finger protein 883-like. NCBI's taxonomy places the organism in Eukaryota, Metazoa, Arthropoda, Insecta, Diptera, Culicidae. The transcript is spliced from 2 exons. The record is from RefSeq and is a predicted model, not a curated record. Gene Ontology annotation, molecular function: zinc ion binding; DNA-binding transcription factor activity, RNA polymerase II-specific; RNA polymerase II cis-regulatory region sequence-specific DNA binding. Gene Ontology annotation, biological process: regulation of transcription by RNA polymerase II. Gene Ontology annotation, cellular component: nucleus. Bases 168 to 1814 code for a protein of 548 amino acids.